Molecule: messenger RNA, 1128 nt
Organism: Ustilaginoidea virens
Lineage: Eukaryota; Fungi; Ascomycota; Sordariomycetes; Hypocreales; Clavicipitaceae
Exons: 6
Coding region: 1-1128 (375 amino acids)
Biological process (GO): proteasome-mediated ubiquitin-dependent protein catabolic process
Cellular component (GO): cytoplasm; nucleus
Molecular function (GO): protein binding
Source: RefSeq, a predicted model, not a curated record
AUGAGGGGACCCGCACCCGCAGUUCAGUGGGGUCUGCCCUCGCCAAAGCUGCUGACCCUGACCACGGGUUGUCGAAAGAGCAAGGCUGUAUAUGUCAUGGCGUCGACCACUUCAACAGCAACGCCGAACAGGCAUAAUUUCGAGUUGCGGGUCCGGGAGGUUAAAUCGCCAAAAAGCGACAUCAAUGCCCUCCUAUUAGAUUAUCUGACGAUGGAGGGUUAUCCCAAUGCUGCGGCAAGAUUUUCCAAAGAGGCAAAUCUCCAACCACAUCAGGACAGUGGCUCUAUUCGUUCAAGGCAGAAUAUCCAAAAUCACAUUCACAGUGGUAACAUCCAGGCCGCAAUUGAGGAAUUGAACGAGCUCGACCCAGCGAUCUUGGACGAAGAUAAGGCCCUUCAUUUUUUGCUCUUGCGGCUCCAGCUUGUAGAGCUGAUCAGGUCUUGCAAUGCUACGGAAGAUAUCAGUCCAGCUCUUAAGUUUGCCACAGAACAGUUGGGGCCACGUGCCCCUACAAAUCCCAGUUUUUUAGAAGACUUGGAGCGAACCAUGGCCCUCUUACUCUUUCCAUCAGAUGCCCUAGAGCCUCGAUUGGCUGCCCUUCUUGAUCCUCAACUGCGACUCGCGGCCGCUGACAGUGUAAACAAGGCUAUUCUAGAGAAACAGUCAGCCCGACGUGAGGCAGCCAUCCGUCAUCUUGUAAAACUGCGAGUAUGGGCGGAAAACACCGCCCGAGAAAAGGGCGUAAGUCUCCCAAGCCAGCUAGAUAUUGGCCUUCAAGGAGAAGAACACGACCAACAAGAUCGUCGACAAUCAAAUGUUGAAAUUACACAUGAGCCUAUGUUGAGUCAAAUCACUACUGUAUUCCAGCUCUGUUUUCUUGACCUGGGAGACAUUUCAGAGUACAGCAGACAAUGUAGUCCAGAUCCAGCAUUAAGCGAUGUAUAUAUGUUUAUGGUUCUAAUCGGUCCGGACGAUGCUUUCUUGAGAAGACGUUCAAGGGGUAAUUGUUUUCCGAAAUGGAGUUUGGUAACGGCUUUGAAGUGUCAAACCCUUCAAGCGGCGCACUAUGCUAGCAUUGUCACGUUAAAUAUUCCUUAUAACCCUGUUUUAAAGGUCCGAAUGUCAUGA